This is a messenger RNA of Phascolarctos cinereus (koala), 880 nucleotides long. RefSeq names its product COMM domain containing 7 (gene COMMD7). The record is from RefSeq and is a predicted model, not a curated record. NCBI's taxonomy places the organism in Eukaryota, Metazoa, Chordata, Mammalia, Diprotodontia, Phascolarctidae. Gene Ontology annotation, biological process: tumor necrosis factor-mediated signaling pathway; negative regulation of DNA-templated transcription. Gene Ontology annotation, molecular function: NF-kappaB binding.
ACGUUCAGCGGCGGCGGCGAAACCGAGGCUAGCGGCGGCGGCGGCGGCGGUUAGGGCGAGGCUGCGCCUAGCUACCUAGGCCAGGACGGUGGUGCGCCUGCGUGCGUGCGUGGCCAUGGGACGCUUUCACUUCACGCGGGACCCCAUCCCCGAGUCCGUAGGGAGCGAUAUGCUGCACUUGAACCAGCUCAGCGCGGAGCAGUUUGCCACGCUGACCGAAGUGAUUUUCUACUUUUUGGUUCAACCCAAGGAGGUUGAAACAUUCCUGUCUAAGCUGUCUGAUUUUGCUGCCACCAAUCAAAUCAGCCUCGGGCCCUUAAGGAAUAUUGUGAAAAGCCUUCUCCUAGUGCCCAAUGGUGCCUUGAAGAAGAAUAUGACUGCUGAGCAGGUCAGAGCAGAUUUCAUUACUCUGGGGCUCAGUGAAGAGAAAGCCACUUAUUUUUCUGAGAAGUGGAAACAGAAAUCUCCCACACUUGCACGAUGGGCAGUAGGACAGACAUUGAUGAUCAACCAGCUUAUAGAUAUGGAAUGGAAAUUUGGAGUGACGUUGGGGAGCAGUGAACUACAGAAAGUGGGCAGUAUUUUUUUACAAUUGAAGUUGGUGGUUAAAAAAGGAAACCAGACUGAAAAUGUGUAUAUAGAGUUAACUCUGCCUCAGUUCUAUAACUUCCUGAGUGAGAUGGAACGUGUCCGAGCCAGCAUGGAGUGUUUCUGCUGAAGGUGAAGGAAGAAGGCUCAGAGGGAUAACUUGUUUGUCCUUGUGGCCUGCUCUGUAACAGCUCGAGGGCUGGGGUGUCCCCCAAAAAGGUUACAGUUCUGUACUAGGGAGCCCAAUACAGUUAUCACAUAAACUCAUGAUUCUUGAAAUAACCACUCAUCA